This is a messenger RNA of Parnassius apollo (apollo), 780 nucleotides long. The record is from the annotation of a GenBank genome assembly. Lineage: Eukaryota; Metazoa; Arthropoda; Insecta; Lepidoptera; Papilionidae.
AUGGAUAUGACAGGUGUAACUGAGGAUAAGAGGCAAGUGCCACCAAUGCUGCAGAAGAUACUACGCUAUGAUAUACAAAUCACAAAAAAAUUUGUAGAAGUAGCAUUAAGGACUACAGCCCUAAGAUCACUACGGAAUCAUGCAAAAUUUUUGGAGGUAUCCUGCCAUGGCAUUGUAUGGCUGGCUGGUUGGCUUAGUUUCAUAUGGUUGUUCAGUAACAAAGAAUUUUAUCAACUUCAAGUUAACAUGUUAAUAGCUCUUAUUUUGGAUAUUGUUGUUGUAGCUGUGGUAAAAGCAUUUGUGAGAAGACGACGACCUAUUCCCAUGAACAAAAUGUUAGCUGUAGGUCCUGACAAGUAUUCCUUCCCAUCAGGCCAUGCUAGCAGAGCCGUUCUAGUAGUCUUUAUGCUUACAUAUUUGAGUCCCGUAUCAUUUAUAUUUUUUCCACCAUUGCUAGCAUGGGCCUGUGCUGUAUCAAUUUCUAGAGUUUUGCUUGAGAGACAUUACAUUUUGGAUGUAUUGGGAGGAAUUGGGAUUGGAAUAUUAGAAGGCGUUUUAUCCUCCGUCUGUAAUUUUUAUUACUUAUUUACCGUUAAAAUGAGGAAGCUGAAAGGGGCGGUAAAAGAAACUGCAAAGCAGAAACGAGAGAGGAAACAAGAAUUUGCAAAGAUGCGCCAGCAAAUUUAUACGAUAGUUUUGCCGACUUUUGCAGUUAUUUUCUUACUAAUUUGUACCUACGUUUACCUCAAAACGAGACCAUCGUCUAUGCAGUACGCGUAA